UUUUUUUUUUUUUUAGCGUCAGCACUCAUGUCGUGGGGCACGUCCGCCUCAGUAGUCAAUAACAAACGUCGACGUUUUUGAUUGCGUUUUCUGCAUUUGUAAUUCGAACCACGAAACAUUAUUGUUUUUAUGAAGAAUGGAACCACAUUGGAAUGACUCCAAAUUAUCAGCGUGUGCAGGGUGAAUUUAGUUAGAAGUCUAAAACUGACAUUUGGAUAUCCUUCCUCACGAUGUAUACUUUACUAUCUGGAUUAUAUAAGUACAUGUUUCAAAAGGACGAAUACUGCAUUUUAAUCCUUGGAUUGGAUAAUGCUGGUAAAACGACCUUUUUGGAACAAACCAAAACAAAGUUCAGCAAGAACUAUAAGGGAAUUAAUUUGUCCAAGAUCACAAGUACAGUUGGACUGAACAUUGGAACUAUUGAUGUGGGCAAGGCUCGUUUAAUGUUUUGGGAUCUGGGAGGUCAAGAGGAGCUUCAGUCUCUUUGGGAUAAAUACUAUGCAGAGUCCCAUGGAAUUAUCUAUGUGAUAGACUCAACUGAUGAAGAACGACUUUCGGAAUCAAAGGAAGCCUUUGAGAAAAUGAUCAGCAGUGAUGUGUUAGAAGGUGUCCCGCUCCUUGUCCUGGCCAACAAACAGGAUGUACUGAACUGUUUGUCCGUGCCAGAUAUUAAAACAGCUUUCAGUGACUGUGCACCCAAGAUUGGCAAGCGAGAUUGUUUAGUCCAACCAUGCACAGCCCUCACAGGGGAUGGCGUAAAUGAAGGCAUCGAAUGGAUGGUGAAGUGUGUGAUCAGGAACAUUCACAGGCCACCCAGACAGAAGGACAUCACAUAGAAGGGCUUCGCAUCCUUUUUCUCUGAUUUUGGACUUUCUCAUCAAGAACAUUCCUUGUAAACUUUGGAAUUCCCUCGUGUGUCUGCUGUGAUUCUGAAAAGCUUGAUUAUAUUCUGGUUUAGGACUUGGGGACAGAUUGUCUCCGACUGAUACAAGGAUACUAAACCAAAUAUGGACAUUGUCCUUGCCCACAUUUGUAAGAUUGUCAAAUUCAAAUGGCUUUUCAAAGCUUAAACAUUCCUAACUGACCUUUGCUCCAUCAGAAUGAACCACUGUCCGAUGCCAGAGACAUGUCGUACGUUGAGCUAUUGCUAAGUCAUUUUCAUUGAACCAUGAUUUAAAAAGGAAAAAAAGGGGAGGUAAUUGUGAUUCAGUUCAGUCAAGAAAGCCUACAGCAAUUUAAAUGUGAAAUUAUAGUUAGAUAAAUAUUUUCAAAUGUAAAGAUCUGUCACAUUUGUCUUUAAUAUUUCUUUUACUACCAUACUCUGUCAGGAGGAAACGACUUGCAUAAAUCCACUGAUCACAUUUGUUUACAGAUUGAAUAUUUACUUCGUUUCCCCCCCUUCACAUAGAAUUGAACUUUCUUUUGGGGAUUGGGAUUCACUCAUGGAACAAGAAACAUGGAAAAAGCAUGCAAAAACCCAGUUUGUCUGGUGCAAUGAAAAUUAAAAACUGGCUUGACAUC
This is a messenger RNA of Hippocampus comes (tiger tail seahorse), 1521 nucleotides long. RefSeq names its product ADP-ribosylation factor related protein 1 (gene arfrp1). The transcript is spliced from 7 exons. Gene Ontology annotation, cellular component: Golgi apparatus. Gene Ontology annotation, biological process: protein localization to Golgi apparatus; intracellular protein transport; Golgi to plasma membrane protein transport. Bases 231 to 836 code for a protein of 201 amino acids. The record is from RefSeq and is a predicted model, not a curated record. Gene Ontology annotation, molecular function: GTP binding; GTPase activity. Lineage: Eukaryota; Metazoa; Chordata; Actinopteri; Syngnathiformes; Syngnathidae.